CGCUCUCUUUCAUUGUGGCUCUCUUUUUAGGGGUAGGUGCCACGCCAUUAACGGUCUGGGAAGGGGACGGUCACAAGCUUUCAACAACUUGUUUCCAAAUUUUUUCACCAGGAAUGAGUCCACACGGGAGACCAGGGCUCCUUUCUGGAAUGACUUCCCUUUCGACAUUGAUUUCCUCUCUUUCUCUCUCAUCUCUUAAAAGGGUGGCCUAGUGAGAGAAAGAGGGAGAGAGAGACUGUGCUGGAGUGGAUUGCUUUCUCGGUCAUCCGCUCCAUCACCCCACGUUGCCAGAAGAGAGAGGGGAGGCCCCUGCCUCUGUUAAGAACAGGAGAAAGGGGAAGCCUAAGCUUUGGUCCAAUCUAAUUGUAAUCUGCACUCUAUUUCACCCUGAAACUGAAGUUUGAAACAAUCAAAAGAAAAUGAAUUUUUUUCUCUCGUUUUCUUAUAAAUGGGGAUUCAUGGUUUGAUUGAACUUUAAGCAGCAGCUGGAAAAAGUAUCACCUCUUCUCUUAUACUCAAUCUUCAAGCUUCUUAUCAAAUGCAACCAUGCUGAAAUGUCAAAUAAUCUCUAAUCAACUCAGCAUUUUAUUAGAUUGAAUUCAAAGAUGGGGUUUAGUGCUUGAGCGGUGGUAUUCUCUUAAUGAUCAAUCACCACAAAAUUUCUCCCCGGCCCAUCUCCUUGCUCACACUUCUCGGUCAAAGAAGAAAUGUAAAUCUCCCUCUUUUGGCUGAAUAUCCACUCUAAUUUUCGUUGAAACUUUGUGGGUCUUUGUUGGAUUGGUAAGAAAAAUGAGUUCUUCCAGGACAACAAUGCAAUCUAAUUUGGAGUGCUUCCUUGACUGCAUCACUCCGGUGGUGCCGGCUCGUCUGCUUCCAAAGACUUCCCUUAGGAGCCUCAACAGGCUAUGGCAGCCAUGGGACAAAGAAACAGUUGAGUAUUGGUCGCUGGGGGAUUUGUGGAAUCGUUAUGAUGAGUGGAGCGCGUAUGGUGCAGGCACCCCCAUUGUAUUGAACAGUGAGGAAAGCGUGAUUCAAUACUAUGUGCCUUAUCUCUCUGCCAUUCAAAUCUAUACCAGCAACUCCUACAGGGGCGAAAGGGAUGAAUUUGGAGAUUCCGUCAUGGAGAUAGAGGAGAAUGAGAACAUGUGGAGAUGGUGGGAUGCUAGUUCAGAAGAUUUUGUGUUUGAGCAGGACAACUUGUGGCAUUUGAGGGACAGACUCGGCUACCUCUACUUUCAGUACUUUGAAAGAUCUGCACCUUAUGGAAGAAUCCCUCUUAUGGACAAGAUAAAUGAAGCAGCUAGGGGAUUUCCUGGGCUCAUGUCAUUGAAAAGUGUUGAUCUCUCCCCUGCAAGUUGGAUGGCAGUGGCCUGGUAUCCCAUCUACCAUAUUCCCACAGUACGAACAGUCAAGGACUUGUCCGCUUGCUUUCUCACUUAUCAUACGCUCUCUUCCUCCUUCCAAGACAGUGGGGAGCAAGAUAACGAGGCAAGAGAAAGAAAGGGAGAAGGGAUGGCUCUUCCUCCCUUUGGGAUGGCCACAUACAAAAUGCAAGGGGAUGUUUGGAUGUGUGCAGAGAGUAGAGAUAGAGAGAGAAUGAUAUCAUUGCUGAGCGCUGCAGACUCAUGGCUAAAGCAACUGGGGGUUCGGCACCACGACUUUGACUAUUUCACAGGAAUUCGGCAUGGCUAGUGCUCAACGUUACUUCUGAUUUUACCAGUUUUUGGUCCAUUGGAGACUCCUAUUAAAGGAACGAAGAAUUUUUGGUGGCGAGAGCUGUGCGUUCUUUUUGGCAGGGAAAUUGGAAGAAAGCAGGUAGAGGAUUCUCAACAGAGAGGGAAGCAAGAAUUGCUCUCAUUUUACAGAUCUACAAAAACCAACACUUGUUUGAAAUUUUGACAAAAAAUGUUUACAUAAAAGGGAAAAUCUCUCUCUCUCUCUCUCUCAAAAGGGGAAGGGAGCCUGGCCUUUUUCUAUUGCAGUUCAUUGCGGCUGACUUCUAUCAUGGGGUCAUAUACAUGGCAUGGAGCGAUAGCCUCCAUCAGCCCCAACGCCCUUUGCGAGCAGAUGAUGGGUUGAGUGGUCAGACCUUGAAUGGGGAACAAUGGAUUGUAUUUUUACCUUAAAAGAAAAAAAGAAUAUGAAAGAAAGAAUCAGGGUGUUUUUGCAUAU
Messenger RNA from Amborella trichopoda, 2172 nucleotides. RefSeq lists its product as uncharacterized. Lineage: Eukaryota; Viridiplantae; Streptophyta; Magnoliopsida; Amborellales; Amborellaceae. The record is from RefSeq and is a predicted model, not a curated record.